GUUUUAGCUGAUUUUUCCCAGGUCUGUCUUGUUGUCACAUGUGGUAGAGACGUGAACAUAAUGCUCUUCUCUUGAUGACAUCGGAGAACAGGACGCUGCUUUAUCUGCCUUCGAAGAACUCUACUGUGGUUUGAGAUUGUCGUCACGUACGGUCGGUUAUGGCGGACAAAGAAAGAACGGUGUCUUCGGAAUGGUUGGAACUUGACGAUGCUGAAGGAACUUUGAAGGAGCUUGAGGUUCUGAAAACCAAGAACGUAUCUCUCAUUCCUCCGCUCCUGAACGCAUACCUGCAUCAUAUUGCCGUGACUGGUGAUACAGAGUAUUCAUGGGAGCUGCUACGUCAUUUGCUGAAAGUUAAAAUUGAAUCCGUCGUCGAAGAAUUUCUUCAAAUUUCUCCAAUAGAUGAAAUACCUCGCUGUCCAAAUGUUGAGCGGUUUAACUUCGCCGCAUUGAAAAGCUUCCUGCUUGAAAGAUUAGCAUCUUACACGAGGGGACCGCCGUUCACAAUCCAGAGAAUCUGCGAGUUGCUGACGGAACCUACGAAACACCAUAAGCGCCUUGACAAAUAUAUGAGGGCCUUAGAAAAAAAUUUUCUUGUCAUAAGCAGCGUGGACUGUUUUGGGAAACCGGUGUCUUUGGAGACGAAUGUGAAUGGAAUCAUGGAUUCAAAGCCCAUAACGAAUUCACUAAACUCGUCAUCGGACGAAGAAGAGGAAGAAGACGAAGGUGAUGCCGAAGAGGAGGAGAAAAUAGACGUGGAGAUGGACCCUGCUUGCGAUUUGCAACCCGUGGUGAUCGUUGUGGAUGACACUGCGUCCGUCCUAAAGGAGGAUACAGAAAACGUGGAAAUGACCGAGCCGAGCAAUGAGACCGCUUCGUUGUCGCCGACCUCCGAAGUUUCGAGUUCAUCGAAUGACUGUUCGAAAACCAGCGUAGAUUCCUCCGAGGAUCGGAUCCUCAAUGGUUCUGAGUUGAACGCGAUCGAGCCUGAUCUCACCGACGUGAAUGGCGUGGAUUCAACCUCGGAGCCGACAACAGUUAACCAGACCGCGCUCAAUGGGGAACUAGAGCACACGGGAACUUCCCUGGAAGAAAUUCAUGCCAAAGUUGUCCUUGAUCAAACGGCGGCGGCUAUUCCAGGAACUGUUGUAGAUUUGUAGAAGGAUCAAUGUAGAUAUGAAAGCUGGGUCGGAUAGUGAUGUUCAGAAUGAGGUUUGCUGAGAGUGAGGGUUCUAUAUGGAUCACUUUUUGAUCUCUGUUGUGACUCUUCAUCUUUUCAAGUGACGAUGAAAUCAGAGCGUGGUAAUCGUUUGACGUAGGUGAUUGAUGUCGACCUACAUGCAAUGUGUUUCUGCAGGUGCCUUUUUCUCGGGAUUGUGUAUCUUACGAGGGAUAUCUCAAACGUCUCGAAAAUCGCUGACAAAUUUUCAUCGCUGGUGGAUGCAACCUCGGGCACCGUUUUUGUUCGAUGUUUUGAACAAAUUUUUUCCCCAUUAAAAAUCGCUGAAGAUGAUAUAAAGUUGAUGACUAAUUAUGCCUAUGGGAAUUAUGAGAGAAAUAAGAGAAUAAUUCUGUUUUUAGUUUAGAGUACUGUAUUUUUCCCAUCCUGCCGUUGGCGGAAAUUUUCAACUUUAUGGAAUUGUGCAUCAUUAAAAUCAUUGAAAUUAUAAUUUUCUCCCGAAAAGUUUCAAGAACCACCGAGCCAAACUUUUUAGUGUGUACAUUUUUGAUGUUUCCUCAUGGUUUGACUGAAGAACUUUUCAGUAAGUCGUAUAAUAUUAGCGCCAUCACUUCUUAUAAUGAAUGCAGUAUAGGAUAUUGUUGAGAUGCCCAUAAAUUUUCAAGUGCAGUACAGUAAUAAAUUAUUUUUCAUUUUCAGAAAAAUAGAUACGAAAAUUUUGUUGAAUCGAAGUUUCAAUUUUUGUGUAGGAAAAGAUUUGUUUCAUCCAACUGCGAUGAUGAUUUGUAAGCGGCUCGCGAGAUUUUUCGAGAUAAACCCUCGUAUGUUUUGAACAUGUCCACGUCGAUGUCUCAGGAAAUUUAAUUCCCCCUGUCUAAAUUCAAAUUCAUCUUUUCAUUUAUGUCUUGCACAUCCGUAGCCCUGGGUGACAAAAUUUGUACUUGAGAUUUCGAAUGAUGAAUGUUCUCAUUGAGUACGAAUGCAUCAUCUUGUCUGGUAAGAAUUUUUUGAUACAAACGAUUGAUGCACUGCUUUAUGCAUGUGAAGCUAUCCUUUUAUUUGUUCCAACAGAUAAGUUCAGUUCACGGUUAAAGAAACCCAAUGCGAACCCGUUCUGGGGGCCCAUCGCAUUUUGCUCUCGUGCGUUGGUUUUUUUUUUUUUUUCCGUGGAGUGUUCUCGCAAAAAUGUUGCUUUGAUAUGACGCAAAGAGCGAAGAAAAAGCCGAGAACUGUGUUCUGCA
Molecule: messenger RNA, 2421 nt
Organism: Notodromas monacha
Lineage: Eukaryota; Metazoa; Arthropoda; Ostracoda; Podocopida; Cyprididae
Source: the annotation of a GenBank genome assembly